Messenger RNA from Plectropomus leopardus (leopard coralgrouper), 1842 nucleotides. RefSeq names its product clathrin, light chain A (gene clta). Gene Ontology annotation, cellular component: synaptic vesicle membrane; clathrin coat of coated pit; clathrin coat of trans-Golgi network vesicle. Gene Ontology annotation, biological process: clathrin-dependent endocytosis; intracellular protein transport. The record is from RefSeq and is a predicted model, not a curated record. NCBI's taxonomy places the organism in Eukaryota, Metazoa, Chordata, Actinopteri, Perciformes, Serranidae. Gene Ontology annotation, molecular function: structural molecule activity; clathrin heavy chain binding.
UCUUUUUUUUUGGUCGUCCUUCUUCCCGUUGAGCUAAUCGAUUACGGUCAACCGCUACACCUGCUCACCGUUUGUCAUAUUUAUCUGCCCGCAACCACUCAUAUCAUGGAUGAUUUUGACAUGCUGAACGCGCCCGCCGCUGGAAACGGUGUCGGCUCGGAGGAGGACCCAGCUGCCGCCUUCUUAGCCCAGCAGGAGAGCGAAAUCGCGGGGAUUGAAAACGACGAAGGCUUCAGCAUCCUGGACAGCGGAGACGUCCCCUCGUCGCUCGCAGACUCCACCGAUGGUGCUGUCAACGGGGAGCUCCAUGGGGAAAGCAAUGGUCCAUCAGACGCCUAUGCAGCAAUUUCCAAUGCAGACCGGCUGCAGGCCGAACCUGAAAGCUUACGCAAGUGGAGGGAGGAGCAAAGUGAACGGCUGGAGUUGCUAGAUGAAAACUCUCGCAAGCAGGAGUCCGAGUGGAAGGAGAAAGCCAAGGUGGAGCUGGAAGAGUGGCAUGCUAGGCAGAACGAGCAGCUGGAGAAAACAAAAAGCAACAACAGGGUGCUGGAUGAAGACUUCUACAAGCAGCCCUUCUCUGAGCUCAUUGGUUAUGUCACACACAUUAACCAUCCUUGCUACCGCCUAGACCAGGCGGCCGAGGAGGCCAUGAUCUCAGAUCUGGACGAGAACAACCCCGGCACGGAGUGGGAGCGGGUGGCUCGGCUCUGCGACUUCAACCCCAAGUCCAGCAAGCAGGCCAAAGACGUGUCCCGCAUGCGCUCAGUCCUCAUCUCCCUGAAGCAGUCUCCGCUAGUCCGCUAGGCAGCCAAGGCUGCUCAGGGCAUCAUUCCAUAUCAUCCUCUGUCACCACACACCAACCAAUUCAACAACCACUGUAUUCUGAAGACAAGGGGGCGUACACCCCCUCUGUGCAUGUGUUUGCCAUGCGCAGCCCUGUCCCCCCCCCUACCCCAGUGGAAGGAUUUAGCCAGUGGCCCUACCUUCAUCUGUCUUCACCUGGCAGGGCUGUAGAGAUUAACCUUGAAGCACUGGCUCAUUUUCUCCCUCCUCACCUGUGUUCACCUCUUUCACAGACCAGUCAAGACCUCUUAACGUGUCUUCCUUGUUGUCUAACAUGUGGAGAUCAAGACCUUUUAGAUCGAGAUCAGGUCUCGUGGUUUGUGGUCCUGUGCAACACUUGUGUAAGGGUGGUGAGCUGGGACACUAAAAGGGAAGGGUUGAUGUUUGUUUGGGCCUACAGCUACACUACAUUCUGCUUCACAUGGACCCCAAACAAUAUCAUUCCCAUGAUGCUGUACUCUAACUCCUAACCUGUCAAUCUCAUGAAUCCUUCUCCGACCCGCGAGGGUUGAUUGAUGUUAUAUGGAUUUGUUUGUUUUCCCAUUCAUGAAAAAAAGAAGUAUCUUCAGAAUUUUUCUUUAUUGUUGUUUUUUUUUAAGGACCAAACUCUAAGACAGAACUCCAAAUUCAGUGUGUGUACUUUGAACUGUGUGUGUAGAGCCUGCUUGUGGCAUAUUGUGUUAACUUUUUCCAAUCUAUGCAUUUCCUUUUGAAAAGCCUCUCCCCUCUGCAGUCAGGAACUGAACAAAGUCCAGUCAUUACAAUGAAUAUGACCUGUUUGUGUGUGUGUUAAAACCUCAACAGUGUGUGUGUGUAUGUACUCUAUGCGUGUACCUAUGUACAUAUACAAAAGGCAAUAUAUAUACAGUAUAUAGAACGUUUAUGUCACUGAAAUUAAACAGUUGUGGUUUUAAAGAGAAUUAGAUAUUAGCCAGCUGUUGCUUGACCAUGCGUGUUCAUUGUCCAUUUGAUUUCAAUAUCAGUAAAAAGUGAAUGAAA